CAGCGCACUUCUCCGGGGGUCCGACCCUCUCCCGGACCCAAUCUGCUUUUAGGCAAUCUCCGUCCCAUGAGAAUCCGCGUCUGUCCUCCUGCCACCCCGGCUAACGCGACACCUCUUUUCCUUCUCUACUCUUACUAUUUCCGUCCUUCGCGCAUUCUACCAUGCUCGCUCGUCUCCUCGCCAGCACGUCGAGGCAGCUCAGGCAGCAGUCCACCGUCCUCCCCGCUGCCCGCCAGUUCGCGACUUCCGCACCCGCGCGCGACGAGAACCAGGACAAGUCGCUCAGUCAGGUCCUCCAGGACGUCAGCGACGGACUUGAAAGAAACAAGCAAGCCGAAGCACAAUGGGCUGCUGAACGUCCGCGGUUCAAAUUCCAAGCGAACACCUUCGUUCGUCCACACUACUUUAGCCGAAAGCACCGUUAUGGCUACGGUCUCUGGGCAGCCCCCACGAAGCGCGCACUCGUUGCUCCCGGUGGGCGCGAAGCUGCUCGCCACGACAUCCUUCACCAGCUUGAAAUCGACCCUCUUCAUGAGCAUGCCAAUGUUCACCUUCUCUCUAAGUAUGUCUCCGACAUGGGCAAGAUCAAGUCACGCAUAGACAGCGGUCUGACCACCAAGAACCACCGCCGCCUCUCAAAGGCCAUCAAGCGUGCCAAGAUGAUGGGCCUCAUGCCUACACUCAGCAAUCCCAAGCUGCAUCCCAACUGGUCCUUCCGUAGGUAGCGUUGAUAUGAGCACAAUGCAACUCCGUUCCGGCUAGUCCCCAUGACCGAUAAUUCCUACCACGGCGCUUCGUCCUGCAAGAAUCUAAUCAUCUUUACCAAUGCCCAUUGUCAGCCCCCGUCAUGAUGUGGACAAACUCUGCAGAGGUGUAUCUGUCAAGUCACUACGGUGGCAAGGGUCUCUGCGCUAUGUU
Messenger RNA from Coniophora puteana RWD-64-598 SS2, 918 nucleotides. RefSeq lists its product as uncharacterized. Gene Ontology annotation, molecular function: small ribosomal subunit rRNA binding; structural constituent of ribosome. Gene Ontology annotation, cellular component: mitochondrial small ribosomal subunit; ribosome. The coding region runs from base 162 to 725 and encodes 187 amino acids. Gene Ontology annotation, biological process: mitochondrial translation. Lineage: Eukaryota; Fungi; Basidiomycota; Agaricomycetes; Boletales; Coniophoraceae. The record is from RefSeq and is a predicted model, not a curated record. The transcript has 3 exons.